GUCAAGUCCAACAAACUGUGAAGUUUGACCUCCCUUCUUCCUCCUCCUCCUCCAAACCCCCGCCUCCUCCUCGCUCCUCUCUUCCCAUUCUAGGGUUUUAGGGUUUUGCCGUCCACCAUGCGGCACCUCUCGCGCCUCCUGCAGCACCGCCUCCUCCUCCCCUCCAUCACCACCACCCCCUCCUCGGCCGCCGCCGCUUUCUCCACCACCACCAAGCGCCCCGCCUACUUCCGCCGGCCCAAACCGGCGCCGGCGCCGCCCGAGAACCCCGCGGGGGCCGCUGUUGACGAUGCGGACGCUUACUCGCAGGCGUCGGAGGAGGUGGGGUCGGGGUGGCAGAUGGAAAAGCUCCCGAGCAAUCUGCCGAAGCCGCCCACCAUCCCGUUCCAGCCGCGCGUCGCCAACGCCGUGCGCCUCGUCGGCACCGUCGGCGCGCCCGUGCAGCUCCAGCAGCUCCCCGACGGCCGCUUCACCGCCGUUUCGGUGCUCGUGCAGGACCGGCGCAACGACUUCCCAAAGUUCUGGAUCCCUGUAAUUUUUCAAGACGACUUGGCACAAGUUGCUGCUUCUCACUUGCAAGAAAAUGACCUUGUCUAUGUGUCUGGUCAAUUAAGUGGUGAUGUUCCACCGUUCAAAGAUACUGAUGGCCAAGCAAACAUUCAGAUUUUAGCACAGUUGCUGUCAUUUGUUGAUAGUAAAGCUGAGAAAACAGAUUUCCUGGUGGAUGAAGAGGAAGGGUUUAUGGAGAUUGCUGAGGCUGAAAAGAAAGUUGAACAAACCAUAGUCACCCGUAAAUAUCCACCAAACACAGUUUCAGGUUAUAAAGGCAAACAGGACAAGUUAAACACACUCUGGAAUGAUCUUCUAGUCAGUCCACACGAUUGGACUGAUUGCCGGGAUGAGAAGAAAAAUGGAUCUAAAAAAGCGAAUUAUCCUGAUUUUAAAAACAAUAAUUCAAAAGAGGGGCUCUGGCUUAACACAGCACCAAAGUCAGUUCUAGAAAAGCUGGAUGAUCUGGCAUUUAGUCGUGGCUACAGUGCAGCUAAAACAUAUAAGCCUUUUGAUGGUAGCAUGGGGAAAGGUACAAAUUCAGGUUGGAAUAAAUUUAAGACAAACCAAGCUUCUUCUCCUGAGAAACCAAAAAAAGAAGCGGACUUGUGGCAAAAUCUGGUGGACAAUCCUGGAGAAUGGUGGGACAACCGAUCAGCGAAGAGGUCUAGUAAAUCCCCUGAUUUCAAGCACAAAGAAACCGGUGAGGCUCUUUGGUUAAAUAACAAGACACCGAGUUGGGCUAUGGAUGCACUGACAUCGGCAAAGCCAGGUAGCAGAGGAAAUAGAAUGCCAGAGACCCUCCUUUCUUGACCUGUUUGAGAUGGUGGCCUUAGCGGUAAGCCCUUUGCUCUGCAUUGUGCUUUGCCUCGGCUCUAUUUUUGUGAAACGUUCAGUCUGUCUGGAAGCUAUCUUUAUGUCGGACGAGUAGAAAUGUGUGCAAACACCUGAGAUUCAAGUAGAGAACAUGUCUUGCGUAAUUCCCACGGUUGGCACUGCAAGCCAUGUCCGUUGGGCCUUCGUAAUGCUAUGCCAGGAUGUAAAUAGCAUUUCCAAGUCAAUUCCAAUACAUAUUCAAGUCUCUUCAAUCUCAAAAAAGGGCCUGAGUCUUGUUGAUGCU
Messenger RNA from Brachypodium distachyon (stiff brome), 1669 nucleotides. RefSeq names its product protein OSB2, chloroplastic. Lineage: Eukaryota; Viridiplantae; Streptophyta; Magnoliopsida; Poales; Poaceae. Gene Ontology annotation, cellular component: mitochondrial nucleoid. The record is from RefSeq and is a predicted model, not a curated record. Gene Ontology annotation, molecular function: single-stranded DNA binding. Gene Ontology annotation, biological process: mitochondrial DNA replication; positive regulation of helicase activity. Bases 118 to 1362 code for a protein of 414 amino acids. The transcript has 8 exons.